This is a messenger RNA of Linum trigynum, 1693 nucleotides long. The record is from the annotation of a GenBank genome assembly. Lineage: Eukaryota; Viridiplantae; Streptophyta; Magnoliopsida; Malpighiales; Linaceae.
UCUAUUUUUAUCGAAAACAUGAAAUAUAUAACUAUCUUUUUUACUAAAUGUUAGUAUGUGUAAUGGUAUUAUACCAAAUAAAAUCACAAGCAGCAGGCCACUCACCCGGGUUUUCUCCGCUGCAUUUAGUGGCCAGAGUUCAAAAGGGGAAAGAAUUGGUCUUAAAGCUUCAACAGGAUAUAGCCUAUGUUUGUCCCGGGUUUUAGAAGUGUUUUUCAAUUUUAAAAUAUGAAAUAGCGUCAAACACCUUUAUAUCCUCGGAUUUUGAAAAACUGAAAAGCGUUCUUGUAUAACAUAAAAAUAUAAGCUCUGAUUGGGUGUUUUUGCGAAAAGCUGUUUUGAAAAUACAAGAUUAUCCUUACCAUAUUUUAAUUUUAUUUCAGAAAAUAUAAUUUUAUUGCAUUUAUAUCAUUUUGAAAAUAAAAUAAAUUAUAAAAUUAUAUUAUUUAAUAUAAAAAAGUCUAACAACAUCCAUUUUGACUACAUUUUAUUGUUCAAGUUCCUAUGAUGCCAAUACUAAUAGUUAGUUUUCAAACUAUCAGAAAAGCCCAUAAAAAUUGAUGUGCUGUGGGCUAGUCUUGUCCCUUGGGCCUAUGACUUGCGGCCCAUAAAUAUUUCCGAAUUACCACCGUUUCGAUGCAGGAUCAGUAACUUGCACCAUCUGGGCCUGCCAAACAGCCGGUAAAGCCCAAAUAAACAAGCCCCCAUCGUCCCUGCGAGAGAGGAUAAGGCAAUAAAAUUCCGCUCGGCUGAUCUUGUUCUGGGUUGCGAGAAACCGCAGGAAAAUACAAUCGAAGCUCGUACCAAAAAACCAUCCACAAAACAAUCUCCACUUCUGGAGUGACCAGAGAACCCAAGUUCGAAAGAUGGUGCAAACGCUGGCAAUGCCCGUGGCGCCCUCGCUCUCUCUUAUCUGCAACGGACUCCAAGCUACUUCCCUCUCCAACUUCGUCUCCCUCCCGGUCUCAAACUCUCCCAAGGUUGGCGGGCUGAGCAUCCGAUGCGUUCGUGUUGGUGGUGUGGAAAUCCCCAAUGGGAAGAGAGUUGAGUACUCGCUUCAGUACAUCCAUGGCGUCGGCCGCUCGAUGUCGCGCCAAAUCCUGGCCGACCUGAAAAUUGAGAACAAGAUAACCAAGGACUUGUCCGAGGAGGAGCUCACCAACCUCCGUGAUGAAGUCUCCAAGUAUACCAUUGAAGGAGAUUUGAGGCGUUUCAAUGCGCUCAACAUUAGGAGGUUGAAGGAGAUUCAGUGCUACAGAGGUGUGCGACAUAUCCAGGGUUUGCCCUGCAGGGGACAACGCACUAAGAACAACUGCCGGACCUUGAAGGGUAAGCGUGUCGCCAUUCCCGGCAAGAAGAAAGCUCGUUGAUUGUUGCUUCUGAUUUCUCUAUAGCUUGUGAGCUAUUCUGUGCUGUAAUGUUCUGUGAUUACCAUUUCAAGUGAUUUUUGUUUGUAAACUGCCCAGAAUCUUGAGAUAAGUUGCUCUUCAGGCUUUUAUCAUAUUCCAAUUGUAACUUCCCUAUACCAAUGGAAUUUGGAAUGCCGUUGAAAACGUUUUGUUUCCCCAAUUGGAUUACAAAUGGAAGGAAUGUUGUUGGGAAAAUGAUGCCCUAUAACCCCAAUAUGUAACAACACCCUAGCGCUUACGAGGCAGAUCUCGAUGGACGAAUCAUGACGAUAGGUAUACAUACA